AUGAACGCCCGUCUUCGACGGCUAAACAAGGAGAUUGCCGAUUGCAAAGCGGACAACACCAGCAUGAUCACUGUCGAUCUCGUGGACGAGAGCCCUUUCCACCUCAUAGGAUCAUUUCCAGGUCCCGCAGACACACCUUAUGAAGGAGGGCACUACGAAGUGGACAUAGUGAUCCCUGAGACAUAUCCAUUCCAGCCAGUCAAGAUGAAGUUCAUAACGAAAGUUUACCAUCCCAACGUCUCCUCAGCUUCUGGUGCUAUAUGUCUCGAUAUCUUGAAAGAUGCUUGGUCACCCGUUUUGACACUCAAAUCCACCCUCCUUUCUCUUCAAUCCCUGCUGUGCAGUCCCGAACCGAAUGACCCCCAGGAUGCGGAGGUUGCCAAACACUACUUGACAUCCCGACAAUCCUUCGAAGAGACUGCUAGAUAUUGGGCCGAAACCUACGCGGGUGCACCGCGAAAGGAGUCCAAAGACAGUGCCGCAGUGGCGCCACUAGACCCUGCGGGUCCACGAGACGAGAUAGCCAUAGCGGGCCUAGAUCGAUCACAUGUUGAUCAAUUCACCGCACUAGGAUUUCCUCAAAACAAAGUGAUCGAAGUUCUGAAGCGUUUGAACUAUCGAGGAUCAAAUGUUCAAAAUAUCCCCGACGAUCGCGUUGUGGAGGAGCUGCUGAAGUAG
Molecule: messenger RNA, 678 nt
Organism: Cantharellus anzutake
Lineage: Eukaryota; Fungi; Basidiomycota; Agaricomycetes; Cantharellales; Hydnaceae
Product: ubiquitin-conjugating enzyme/RWD-like protein
Exons: 7
Coding region: 1-678 (225 amino acids)
Biological process (GO): proteasome-mediated ubiquitin-dependent protein catabolic process; protein polyubiquitination
Cellular component (GO): nucleus
Molecular function (GO): ubiquitin conjugating enzyme activity; protein binding
Source: RefSeq, a predicted model, not a curated record